This is a messenger RNA of Geodia barretti, 588 nucleotides long. The record is from the annotation of a GenBank genome assembly. Lineage: Eukaryota; Metazoa; Porifera; Demospongiae; Tetractinellida; Geodiidae.
CAGGUCCUACGAGACUAAGCCGGGAAGCCUGCAGAGGAACUCUUAUCCUCCAGUGCCUUCUAAUGUGAGAUGUAAGACCAGAACUCUCUCUUGUCAUCCCUGCUCGGUAUCCGACUUUCCCCAGUGGUCCUUUGAUGGCUCCAGGAACUAUACACAUUGAACAAAUAAAAUUCAUACCCACGACACUCUGCAGUCUAGCACUUCCCAGGCCAAAGGUCAUGACAGUGACGUUCUCCUGAAACCAGUCAACUUCUAUAGAGACCCUUUCUUCCUGGUCUGCAUUGACCUCUAUAACUAGUGUCAAUGUGUUUGGUGAUCAAUCUCAGCAUCCUAAUGUAUGAGAAAAGGCCAACAUUGAUGGUCUCAUGCAACGUAAAUGGUAACAGUAUCCUAGUGAUGUGUGAGACGUAUUCCAAGGACGGGACACCUCACCCUACGAACAAGAGAUACUCUUGUGACAGGAUAAUGGAGAGAGUGAUGGAUGAGGAGAACCCAGAGUUUGCCAUAGAGCAGGAGUACACUCUACUGGCCAAAGUUGGGCUACCCUGGACAGCAAGGUCCCUACUACUGUGCCGUGGGAGCCACCAA